GACCCCCACCCCCUAUAAAGGAACACAAAACAAAGUUACACUUUGAGUGGCCUCGGGUCUUUUUUUAGGCAGGUUUUUCCCCCUCUCGACCCCCUCUGAGAUUUCAGGCUCUUUCUCCCAGUCCCACCCCCCUGACUUCUCUGCAUCUGGGGAGCGAGCAGGGGACCCCACACCGCAGCCCGGUUUCCGGCUCCAUCCUUUCCCUUUGCUCCCCUCCCCCACCGCCUCCCCUCCUCUCUCCCCUCCCUCCCAAGCACUUGGAGCCAGCCAGCGAACCAACCAAAAAUAUGCUCUUUGAGGGGUUUGAUCUGGUCUCGGCUCUGGCCACCUUCGCCGCCUGCCUGGUCUCGGUGACUUUGCUCUUGGCCGUGUCCCAGCAGCUGUGGCAGCUGCGCUGGGCAGCCACCCGGGACAAGAGUUGCAAGCUGCCCAUCCCUAAGGGCUCCAUGGGCUUCCCCCUGAUCGGCGAGACGGGUCACUGGCUGCUCCAGGGCUCCUGCUUCCAGUCGUCCCGGAGGGAGAAAUAUGGCAACGUAUUUAAGACCCACUUGUUGGGGCGGCCGCUGAUCCGAGUGACGGGCGCGGAAAACGUGCGCAAGAUCCUCAUGGGCGAGCACCACCUGGUGAGCACCGAGUGGCCGCGGAGCACGCGCAUGCUCCUGGGCCCCAACACGGUGGCCAACUCCAUCGGCGACGUCCACCGCAACAAGAGGAAGGUCUUCUCCAAAAUCUUCAGCCACGAAGCCUUGGAGACCUAUCUCCCCAAAAUCCAGCUGGUUAUCCAAGACACCCUGAGGGCCUGGAGCAGCAACCCCGAGGCCAUCAAUGUCUACCAGGAGGCCCAGAAACUCACCUUCCGCAUGGCCAUCCGAGUCCUCCUGGGCUUCAGCAUCCCGGAGGAGGACCUCACCCACCUCUUCGAGGUCUACCAGCAGUUUGUAGAGAAUGUCUUCUCCCUGCCUGUUGACCUUCCCUUCAGUGGCUACCGUCGGGGCAUCCAAGCCCGGCACACCCUGCAGAAGGGGCUGGAGAAGGCGAUUCGGGAGAAGCUGCAGAGCACACAAGGCAAGGAUUACUCGGAUGCCCUAGACAUCCUCAUUGAGAGUAGCAAGGAGCACGGGAAGGAGAUGACCAUGCAAGAGCUGAAGGAUGGCACCUUGGAGCUGAUCUUUGCAGCCUAUGCCACCACGGCCAGUGCUAGUACCUCCCUGAUCAUGCAGCUGCUGAAGCACCCCAAUGUGCUGGAGAAACUGAGGGAAGAGCUGCGGGCUAAUGGCAUCCUGCACAACGGCUGCGUGUGCGAGGGUGCCCUGAGACUGGACACCCUCAUCGGCCUGCGUUACCUGGACUGCGUCAUCAAGGAGGUCAUGCGUCUCUUCACUCCCAUCUCUGGUGGCUACCGCACUGUGCUGCAGACUUUUGAGCUGGACGGCUUCCAGAUACCCAAGGGCUGGAGUGUGAUGUACAGCAUCCGGGACACGCACGACACAGCGCCCGUCUUCAAGGAUGUCGAUGUGUUUGACCCUGAGCGCUUCAGCCAGGCCCGGAGCGAGGACAAGGACGGCCGCUUCCACUACCUCCCCUUCGGCGGUGGCGUCCGGACGUGCCUGGGCAAACACCUGGCUAAGCUCUUCCUGAAGGUGCUGGCGGUGGAGCUGGCCAGCACCAGCCGCUUCGAGCUGGCCAGCCGGACAUUCCCGCGCAUCACCCUGGUCCCCGUCCUCCACCCUGUGGAUGGUCUCAGCGUCAAGUUCUUCGGCCUGGACUCCAACCAGAACAAGAUCCUCACUGAGACCGAGGCCAUGCUGGGGGCCGCCGUCUAACGGGGCUCCCCAGCGAUGGCCUCCCCCCACCCGACCUCAGCCUCCGCAUGGCUUGGGUGGGGGGAGAACCGGUAAAGGAAUGAGGGUAACAAGGAAACCUGUGUCAGUGUGGGGGGACCCUAGAAGCAAAGAGCAAAGGCUGAGGCGGGAGGAGAGAGGACCCAACAGCUUUUCUCUCCUUUCCUUUGGUGGCCCACGCCCUCUGUUCAAUGCCGGAAGGGUCAUCCCCACAAUAUGGGGUUGGGAGCAAGGGGUUGGUUUUCCUUCUCUGACUCCCUUCCUCUUUUCCUAGUCUCCCCCAGCCCCUCAUUCCUCCCUGCAUGGGGUAGAAAUGCUUGGUGCUGCGCCAGCACCAAGCAGGCCGUGAUCUGCUGGUGACCCGCAUGCCCUUUACAGUGUUAAACGUGUGGUGUUAACAGUGUUUUUUUGAUGUUGUUGUUUCACAUUGUUCCCUGCCCUCCUCCCUUCCCCCUCACCCCAUGCCCCAUUUUAUUUCUAUUCUCCUUUGGGUUGGGGUGAGGAGGAGUCUAGAGCGCAGGGAAGGGAGUUACCCACUUAGCUUAUUUCCCAUCCCUCAAACCCCAACUCUCAAAAAACAAGUCCUGCUCUACCCCCACCUCUUGCCACUGUUCAGACCAGGCCUUGAACCCCUCAGAAUCUUCCCAGGCUUGGGGGUUAUCCUGCAGCAAGGCAUUCUGGGUGAUGGCCUGGGGGUGGGGAGCCAAAGUGGCAGUGAGUCCCAUUAAAGACUCUCACUGCCAGUUUGGACAUUUGAAGUCACCUGUUGCUGCUACUCUUACUCUCUCCCUCCCCCCACCCCUCCCCUGCCUGCCCCUGCCCCUGCCCCUGCCAGCAUCUACCUUGGAAGCCCAGGGUGAGCACACUCAGCUUCACUCUCCCCAUCUGUCAGCCUUGAGCCAGACUCCCUUCCCCAUGCCCAUGCCCAUGCCCUGCCACUGAGAGCACUUGACCUGAUAACCCCCUCCCAUCCCAUGCCCCUGUAUUUAUUAAUUGGUCCCCUGGAAGCCUAGAAUUUGCAGGACUGGAGAGGUCAGCUCUCCCCUCCACUGCCCCUGCCUCCCAACCAUUGCCCUAUUCUUAACCAUUUCCUGCGAGGGAAGAGGAGGAAACAGUGAUCUCCCCCAAACCCUGGUGCCCCAAUCUGCUUUCUGACCCCCUUCCCUAGGUUGGAGCCUUCUUCUGCUGGUCUAACCCUAGUCCUUCUUGCUGCGGAUGGAGUAUAUGUCAUGCAGAGGCAGGGAAGUGACCUUCUUCCAGAAAUGCUAGCCCUCUGAGUACCUGAAGGCCGCUUUGACCUUGUGCUCUGACCUAAGUCCACCUAGUACUCUCUCUGGGUGGGUGGGUGAGUGGAUUCAGAGCAGUGGGGCUGGAGACAGGGCCACUUCCUUGAGAGAGGAAGCUGAGGCUCUCUCUUUCUACCCUGUCUCUUCUUCCCUGCUGGGUUCCCCAGAUUGCCGCCCCCCCUUGUUCAUCUUUCCUUGAUGCCACUGGCCCGUUAGCCUCAGCUCCAGGAGGGGAAAGCAGAGGAAGGGGAGACACACUCAAACCCCCUUUUCUUUGAAUCUGACUUGAAGCCUUCCUGCUGGAGUCUCCCUACUAUUAAAGGCAAAGAUGAAAGGGAGCUCUAAGAAAUAGUUACUAUAUGGGGCUUUGGGGCACCCACUGGCAGGAUGGAGUUUUCCCUCUUUCUCUGCAUCUGAAGAUGAGGAGAUGGUGGGCCUGCUACCAAGGUCCCUCCCACUUACCUGUGGGUGAGGUUCCCCCACUAGGAAAUCUCCCUUCUGAGUUGGGAUGGGGAAGAAAGGAUGGCCAAACAGGAGGGAGUUGUUCACUGAGCUUCUCCUUCCAUCCCCAACCUCUACAUUGCCCAGCUCAUUUCCACCCCAUCCCCAUUCUCUAACAGCUCCAUAAACAAUGGGUUCAAACUCUUAGAGCCCUAGGGCAGGGUCAUCUUGAAGGAUGGCAUUCUGGGUAACAUGAUGCAAAUCAGCCAGGACUCUUGGGUGCACCUCUAUCUUUCAGGAGCUUCUGAAAAAGGGGUGAAGGAUUCUUCGAGGGGAUUGGUAGGUACAGGGCUAGGAGGAUAACUGGGCAGGAACCAGGGGUCUGGUGCAGAUACAGGGAGAAGCCAGGAAGGAAAGAAGGAAGACAUCCCUAAGGCACCUAGACAGAAAGCUAAGGAAAAAAAUGGCGGACCCAAGGCACUUGGGUUGAUGGGCUGGUUUGUUUUAGGUCAGAAGCAUCCAUCUGUUAUGAGUUCUGUUGUAUGCCCAGGCGUGUGUAUACACGUGUAUCUCCAUGUGUGUGUGUGUGUGUGUGUGUGUGUGUCUUAGCACUAAAUUUAGAUGGGGGCUCUUUAGAUGGGGUCACCCUAACUAAUACAACUCGGUGGAGUGAAGUCCCACUCACACACAUACACACAUAAGGCCACACCUGCAGUGAGUUUGCAGAAUGAAGCACUUUUGAUGUUGGGGCCCUGGUGGUGGCAGCCCCCCACACCAUCCCAACCCUGCCCUAUUUGCUAUAAUGUUAUUUUAUACACAAAAAACAAUUUUUUUUGGUUGCAGAAAUGUUAUAAUUUGUUUUUUUGUCUGUCUUUAUAAACUAUUAUAAGUACUAUUUUUGUUAUAAUUCAAAAUAGAUAUUUAGUAUAAAGGGUUUUUUUGCUGUUAAAUAUUUGUUAUUUAGUAAAAUAUGACCCCCCUGCCCCAUUAUUGUAAACGUGGUUCAAAAAUAUUAAUAUGUUUUUAUCUCGGUCGUUUUUUUUAAAUAUUGAGCAAAGAGCGCACUUGUGUUUUUGCAUUUUUUUGUCAUUGUCUGUUAUGGAGCUGGUGCUGUGUGUGAGUGUGUUCUCUGUUGUGUGGUUUUUAAUAUGUAUAUAAUAUUUCGUGUGGCAUAUUAAAAAUGAAUGUUGUGCGAUUUGUGAUCUCAAACAUAAUCCAUGUGGCUAUUUUAUAGACUUCCUUAAUAAAAAGAGGGGACUCUGCCUGGA
This is a messenger RNA of Dromiciops gliroides (monito del monte), 4836 nucleotides long. RefSeq names its product cytochrome P450 26B1. The coding region runs from base 288 to 1823 and encodes 511 amino acids. NCBI's taxonomy places the organism in Eukaryota, Metazoa, Chordata, Mammalia, Microbiotheria, Microbiotheriidae. Gene Ontology annotation, molecular function: heme binding; monooxygenase activity; oxidoreductase activity, acting on paired donors, with incorporation or reduction of molecular oxygen. Gene Ontology annotation, biological process: sterol metabolic process. The record is from RefSeq and is a predicted model, not a curated record. The transcript is spliced from 6 exons.